Molecule: messenger RNA, 429 nt
Organism: Sphenostylis stenocarpa
Lineage: Eukaryota; Viridiplantae; Streptophyta; Magnoliopsida; Fabales; Fabaceae
Source: the annotation of a GenBank genome assembly
AUGAGGAAACUGAAGCAUUUUGGCUUACAUGGUAGGAAGAAGAAUUUGGAGCCUCUCGAGGUUGAUCCUCAUGACAAGAUGAGAGCGAGGGAUGUGAACAAAGUUGCGCGAGGUGAACAAGCUCCAAGGCCCGCUCAUGAAUACGGCACCGUUUCUCCACCUCCCUCUUCAACCCACGAUGAUACCAAGAAGAAGAACAAGGAGGAAAAGCCAGGGAUAGCUGAAAACGAUGCGGAAUUAGCAGAGAGUACUGAUUAUAAAACAUGUUACAUAAAAUAUGUGGAGUAUCAGAGAUGUAUUCAACAAAAAGGAGAAAACGCACCAGAGUGCCAGAAACUUGGCACAUAUUUUAGGUCCUUCUGCCCAACUGAAUGGAUUACAGAAUGGGAUAAAGAGAGAGAAGAGGGAAGGUUCCCUGCACAAAGAUAG